This is a messenger RNA of Aureobasidium pullulans EXF-150, 719 nucleotides long. RefSeq lists its product as uncharacterized. NCBI's taxonomy places the organism in Eukaryota, Fungi, Ascomycota, Dothideomycetes, Dothideales, Saccotheciaceae. The record is from RefSeq and is a predicted model, not a curated record. The transcript has 2 exons. Bases 24 to 476 code for a protein of 150 amino acids.
CCAGCAUCCUUGCUGUUGCUGCCAUGGCCGCACCUACUGUGCUUGACAGAGAUACCUCGAGCUCUACGCUCGUUCGCCGCAAGAACACAAACAAAUGUGAAGCCCACAUUCACCUCGACUCUUCCAACGGACUCUGUGGCAACUCUUGCACCGACAAGUACAACAUCGACCUCCUCGACAACGCAGUCCCCGCCCAAGCCUUUGGAAAAACCUGGGACUGGUCCAGCGUCGGCACUUGGAGCGCCACCAACCCUGACUACCAGAUCAAAAUCGGCACCACCAGAGGUCCCGAGCUUUGGAUCGACGGCCGCAUCCCUAGUGGCUUCAUCACUGAUUCUUGGAGAAGUUCGUUCACUCUUCAUUAUGGUGAUCAACAUUGGAACUCGCACGAGUGUGAGAACUGGGCGUACAAGGGCCCGAAGAUCAGUAAUGGACAACGCCAUGAAUUUGACCUUUGGUGUGAGUUUGACUGCUAGGAGGGUCGGUGAGGUGACAAGACCUGCACGCACCUUCCACCAUACUGCAGUCUCUGGACUCGGUGGUGACUGCUUGAAGAAAAGACAGAGUGCUUGAUUUAUCGCGGAUGUUUCUCUUUCUGAUUUCUUUUCUUUCUUUUUGCGCAUGAUUGAUUUUCUAGCUCCUCAAUGUAGCUCCUCAGAAACUGGCAGAUAUUACACAUUCGUUCAGACGUAGUAGAUAUUUCUUUCUUAUCCAAUCCU